AUGGCCGCCCACGCAGGGCGCCCGUGUUUCUUGGAUGGCAUUCCCGGUGAGCUGCUGGAGCAGAUCUUUGAGUACGCGUUCCAAGAUGGGGGGCGUACGGCUUGCGCUAUGCGCCUAGUGUCCAAGCUCACUUGCGCGCUGGUCGAGCCGUUCCGGUUCUUGUCCGUCGUUCUGUCGAGGGGCGUGCAAAUGAAGCCGUUCCUAGCGCAAAGGGCCGGCGUUACUGGCGGAAGGGGGAUACGGCAUUUGUUCUUGGUGGCGGCGAGCAGCAAGGGCGGGGACGGGAUGUACGAUUUGGAGCAAGAAAUGAUGGGAAUUGCAGCACCCACUGUAGAAACGUUCACCUGCAUCGUACAAAGCAGCUUGGUGCCAUCACGGUAUUACCGCAUCUUCGCGGCAAACUUCCCUCGCCUUACGCACCUUACCUACCGCGUCCUCUCGAGGCAAAGUCACCCGAUAAUACCACGACUCCCAGAGCCAGGUUCGUCGUGUGCGCCACUGUUCCCAAGUUUACGACACCUCCACAUCGCGUUCCCGCACCGACCCGGUCUUCGCUCAGCGCACUUGGGGAUUGUGCCGUUUAUUCGUCGCGCGAGUUCGUCCAAGCUGACGCACGUGCGGGUAUCCGGCGUGGCGAUGCUUUGCCCGUGGCAGACGAACAUGUCGGGGUUGAGUGGGCGCGAGGCAGACGGGGAGAUACGUGACUUGCUGGGGCUGCCGCCCAGCGUAGAGCGAUACGCGAUAGGCGUGGACAUGCACGAGUUCGCUCAGAUCCACGGUCGGGUAGCGCGGGCGAUGGUAGCAGAGGCGCAGGACAUCGCAAGACAUCAGCUCGUUUUUGUACCGAUGCUAGAUGGGGAGGAGACGUGCGAGGACUUGAGAGAGAAGUGGCAGAGAGUUCAGACUGGGGAGGCAGGGCGGGAUGCGGACUGGACUGAGGGGGGCAUUGCGGGCGUCGAUGGAUGGUUUUCCGCCGUGGAUAAAGCGCGCCAGUCACUUCGAGGGGGAUGUCCUGUCGUAUCGACUGGCCAAGGAAAGUCGUAA
This is a messenger RNA of Gloeophyllum trabeum ATCC 11539, 1044 nucleotides long. RefSeq lists its product as uncharacterized. NCBI's taxonomy places the organism in Eukaryota, Fungi, Basidiomycota, Agaricomycetes, Gloeophyllales, Gloeophyllaceae. The record is from RefSeq and is a predicted model, not a curated record. The coding region runs from base 1 to 1044 and encodes 347 amino acids. The transcript is spliced from 2 exons.